Molecule: messenger RNA, 5119 nt
Organism: Pseudophryne corroboree (corroboree frog)
Lineage: Eukaryota; Metazoa; Chordata; Amphibia; Anura; Myobatrachidae
Gene: BBX
Product: BBX high mobility group box domain containing
Exons: 15
Coding region: 228-2912 (894 amino acids)
Biological process (GO): regulation of transcription by RNA polymerase II
Cellular component (GO): nucleus
Molecular function (GO): RNA polymerase II transcription regulatory region sequence-specific DNA binding; DNA-binding transcription factor activity, RNA polymerase II-specific
Source: RefSeq, a predicted model, not a curated record
CCCGUAGAGGUGCUGGUACUCAGUCCCGGCGUUGAGUACCGGCUGAGGAGAAGCGCUGCCCUCCUGUCACUAGUAGUGGAGACAGAGAGUGGGGACGAGGCACCGGGAUGCUCCGCCUGCCUGCACGUCGCAUGUUAAAGCAAAUAUCCAUUGUUUGAUCUGAGCGCAGACUUUCUGGCGAUGUGUUAUAGUUAGUUUGGCUGGGCCGCUAUGAUGGACUAACUGUGAUGCAUUGUGUCAUGCAGGUUACAGUGAUGAAAGGCAGCAGCAGCAGCAGGAAUAAGGAGCACUCAGCAGCUGACGGAGACGGGGCUGGGAAACGACCAAAGAGAAAGUGCCUGCAGUGGCAUCCGCUGCUCGCUAACAAGAUCCUGGACUUUUCCGAAGAGGAGGAGGAAGAGGACAUAGAUAAGGUCCAUCUCAUUGAUGCUGAUGGCCUAGAGCACGAUGUUGAUGAAGCCGAAGACAACGAAUCACCUGAGCAGAGAGCUCGGCGACCUAUGAACGCUUUCUUGUUGUUCUGCAAGCGCCAUCGUUCUCUUGUACGUCAGGAGCAUCCUCGGCUGGAUAACCGUGGUGCAACAAAAAUAUUGGCGGAUUGGUGGGCUUACCUGGAUCCUAAUGAGAAGCAAAAGUAUACUGAUAUGGCAAAAGAGUACAAGGAUGCAUUUAUGAAAGCACACCCUGGUUAUAAGUGGUGCCCAGCAACUAAUAAACCAGUGAAAGCCCCUUCUCCUACUGUAACAACCAGAAAAAAGAUAUGGACCUUCCCUCCAGAAUCGGUUAAAGAAAUUCCAAGUCCCAAGAAAAUGGCAAAGGGAGAAGACGUGCCACAGCUGAACUUUGGCAUUGCAGAUCCAACGCAAAUGGGAGGACUUACUAUGCUGCUACUUGCUGGUGAACAUGCCUUGACUGCGCACAGAGAUCAAGCUAUGACUGCACAAGUAGAAAAUACAGUGACUGAGGUCUCUUCAAACAUUGCUCAGAUAAAGGAACCUGAUUCUUUUCAGCCCACCAAGAAGUCCCCAUUAUUUGAAUAUGCAGAGAUUUCUUCUAGCGCAUCACAUUCAGAUGUCCUGAUGCCUGCUAAGCGGUGCGAGAAGUCUGCACUGUUCCAAUUUGCUGAGAUAUCGUCAAGUACCUUACAGAUUAACUGUCCUGAACCUCCAAAACGCUGUGGAAAAUCAGCCCUUUUCCAUUUAGCAGAGAUUUCCUCAAGCUCAUCACAUUCCGAUUCAUCCGCAUCAGCUAAGCAGUUUGGGACAUCAGCAUUGUUUCAGCUUGCAGAGAUGUGUGUGGCCUCAGAAGCCGUGAAAAUAGAAAUUUCAGGAAACUUAAAUCCAGAAAAACUGAAGGAUUUGGAUGUUGUGGAGGCAGACGAAGACAUGAAUGAUAGCAGUGAGAAAGAAUGUUCCAAUGUUAGUGAAGUCGAAGGAUUUAGCGAUGUUAAAAUUAAAACACACAGUUCUUCUUCCCCAGAGCGCUUGGAUGCACACUUCGUUGGACUCCUUAAACAGGACAAAAUUAAAAAGAAAAAGAAGAAAAAUAAAACUGACCAUGAAGCUGCUGAGAAAGGAUCUCCGAAGAAGAACUGUAAAAAAAGACAGUCAUCUGAGUCUGACAUUGAAAGUGUCAUGUACACUAUAGAAGCGGUAGCAAAGGGAGACUGGAGUGUGGAAAUGCCUUCCGUUUCUUCAGGCAAAAAAGUACGUACUGCUGCUAGUCCAAAACAGAACUCCUCAGACUAUAAACCAACUAAGAAAAAGGCAAAAGCUAAAGAAAAGAGCGUGCUGAAAGAUAAAGCUGCAGAGACUACCAAAGACUUGACAGAACCAGAGCCCAUAAUUUUGACACCUUCCAUGGAAUCUUCUUCUGAAUUCCAGGAAGAGCCACUGUCUCCUGCAGAGGAUGUCUCUAUGCUGUGUUUGCCAGAUAUGCUGAAGACUGAGGAUGAUGACACUAACAAAAGGUCUGAAGCAUGUGGGUCAAGGAAGUCAGAGAGAACCUGUAAAGGGGCUCUUUAUAAAACUCUGGUCUCUGAGGGAAUGUUAACCACCUUGCGAGCCAAUGUUGACAGAGGUAAAAGAAAUAUAGGAAAAGGUGGCUCAUCUGACCAUGAGGGCUGUUGGAAUGAUGACAACUGGACCAUUAAUCAAAGUGGAAAUAAGAAACUGAAGAAAUUAAAACCAAAAGAGGAAGGGACCAUUGGAUUGGCAAAGCUGGAAGAAGAGUUUGAGAAGAAGUUCAAUAGCCUUCCUCAGUACAGCCCAGUUACAUUUGACCGCAAAAACACUUUGAUUCAGAGAAAGAAGAAAAAGCUUAAUAAUGGACAAGUUGAGCAACCGAAAGCAAAUAAAGGUCCCUUACAGUCACAAAAGAAGAACCUAUUUCACAAAAUUGUGAGCAAAUACAAAAAUAAAAAGGAAAAGCAAAGCGUAUCAGAUAAAGCCAUAACAGAAGACAAGACCACAAAUGAUAGCUCAAUGAGGGGCAGCACCAGUUCUGUUCCUCACAUUCCAGAACCUACAGCGAUUCAUGAACCUUUGGUUGGAAGUCAGAAGAGAAAAGCCAGAAAAACUAAGAUUACACACCUAAUUAGGUCUAUGGAUUGUCAGCCUUCAGUAGAUCAUCUUUUAGAUGGAAACAUUCCCCCAGAUAGUUACCAAAAUAGCUGCAGUAUGGAAGGCACUUGCAGAGCAGAAUUAACAAUCUCUAGAGAAACUGGCAAUGAACAGAAUUGCAGUAUUACUCAAGACAUGCCGGCUGUGUCUGCUUUCUUUAGCCUGGCUGCUCUGGCCGAGGUAGCAGCAAUGGAAAAUGUUCACAGGAGUCCUAGGUCCUCCCACUCAAGAGAUGGCCAGAAGAAAGAAGUGCCCCAGGCAGCUGUGCUUAUUUCCUGCGCUGACCAGUGAAGCUUCACUUUGACUUUUAACUCCAUUUUUAAAUCUAAGCCUUGAGCCUUACCUAACAAGGCAGAAUAAAUCCAUGAAAUGGGCAGACAUGAGUUUCACUUGAAGCUAAAAGCUUGGGCUUUGUCCUUAGAGUUUGAUUUGUUCUAGGCCUACUAAUGGGAAAAGAUGGUAAGAUCAUGUUUUCUAUGAUGGCUGAAAUUGGGAUGAAAUGUGAAAGAUGAAAUGCCAUCUGUGUCUCAGUAGAACAGAUCUUCGAUGCAGAGUGUGAUAGUAGUUUCAUAUUAUGGUUAUUUAAAAAAAAAAAAACUGAUGCACUGCACUAGUUAAUAGAUUUCCUUAGUAAUUUUGUAAUUAAGAUUUACGUUUGAAAAAUGGUUUAUAAAAUAGUUUAUGGUUACAUUUAUAUUGAGGCUAAGUUUAAAGGAUGUUCCAGGAAGACUUAAUCGUAGGCUCAGGUGUACCAUUGUUAGGGAUAUUAUGUGUCUCUUCCACCACGCUCAUCUUCUGCACUUCCGUAGUUUUAUGUAAUAAACAGAUUCUGCUUGAUAGCCUAAGCAGCAUGCCAAGUGCCAUAAACGCAGGCUUUCUAAAUGCCACUGACUACUUCAUUUCAAAUGGAAUAAUGGUUUAGUGCUAUGUUAACAGUUUCUAAUAUGCAUGAUUUACCCACUCAGUCAUAACCCUUCAUAGAUAUUGAUUAGUUCUGUUCAUAUGGCAACUUUUUUUUUUCUUUACAUUUAAAAAGAAAUAAGAACUGUUUCUGCGUUAGAGCAUUGUAUACCACCACAAAUACACAUUUAAAAAUGCCCAUGUUUUACCAGAAAAAAUGGAUUUGAAAGUGCACAGUAUGUAAUUGGCAGACCACUUAGUUAGACCUUUCUUUCUGAUGUAAACAUAUCUCAGGAAGUGUUGAGGAAGUCCGAAUCAAACUCCCAAGUUCUGGUAUCAUAGAAAAUUGUAUGUAUAUAUUUAAGAAUAUUGCCAAAUACUGUUUUAUAUAGGGGCACAUUAAGCUAGAAUUUCAGUUGAAAGCCUAUAUUUAGAAACGCACUAAAACUGAUACGUUCUUGUUAACUCUACAAUUUUCUUGCCCAGUUAUUUUAUUAUUGUCCUUGUUUGCAGGUAUGUACGAUGUGGCAUAUUACAUAGCUGCAAUCCUAUUCAAACAGCUAAGCUGUUGAUAGAAUACUGUUCUUUAGUUGACUGAUGCAUGUAGAUCAGGGAAAGUUACUGCCCUGGUCACCCCAGGGAAACAAACAUUAAUUAGCUAUGCACUAGCACUGCGUGUACCCACAUCAAAGUGAAGAAGGGGAGCAGUAUUUGUUUUUGUGCUCCUGUUGCUUUAAUUCAUCUUUUUUAUAACUUACAACUUAGAAAGCUAUUUUUAGAAGUAAAAAGUCACACAAUUUGACUUUUUAGGUUGGAAUAUUCAGUAAAAGUCUUCUUACAACGUAAAGUAUUGACAUCAAGGUAUUCAAAUUAUUUUUUUGUUUUUUUUGCUAUACUGUAGUUGCAAAUAAUCUUUGGUCAAUCUGAGCAGCUUGCACUGGUGAAAGCAAAGUUUGAGUUGACUUGCUGAAAGCAGUUGCAUGUUGGCUUGAUAUAAGGCUGUAAAUAACUGGUAGUGUCUUUCUGGUGAUCCGUGGUUUUUGUAUGUAUAGGCAGCCAACAAGAACAGACAAAUCAAUUAUUUGCCAAACACGAGAACUAAUUCCACAAAUUUUGGAUGUUUCCUGUGUAUAUGAGAUAAAUGGACAUUUCUGAAAUCUAUGUAGAAAAUACAUAACCCACAACAUUAAAAUGUUCUUAUCUACACUUAUGGAUAAAAUAAUAAUGAAUUAAUUACUUUUUCUUUUUUUUUUAAACCACUGGCUACAUAUGAUGUAGCAAAAGCCUUUGUACAGUUAGUUCUGUCUACUAGUUUAAGUGGCGUGAUGUAUUGCCUUGUUAUGUAUACCAUGAUUUCAAGAAUUUGAAUAUACAUAGAAUUUGGGUACUACAGCAAUAAACAGCUCUGCCUUUUUAUAAUAAUUAAAAAAUUAGCUUUAAGUCAGAAAACAUUACCCUUGGUAUCUUGGCCUUUGAAUCUGUCACUUGUUCGCUAUACACCACAAGCUGAAUGUUCAGGCUGUCUUGUAAAAGGCUGUUUUCGGCUCCUAUGUGCUUUUAGCAGAACCUCAAAAAUAAAUGUUUGUAAUGUUCAUAAA